GUUUAUUACACUCCAUUUUUGUACGUAGUAUAAAAGGACGGGAGGGGUCUUAUUUGUUUUCACAGAAGAGUAGACAAUUUUUGGUAGCACCAUCUAUUUCACUUUAAAUUGAAAUGCUAUCCUUUCAUCUAGGUCCACAUAUAUUCAGGUAAGUUUGGGGAUGUACUAUUUUUUUAUACUGUUUUAUUUGUUUACUCAUAGUUCAAGCCGUACUUUGACUAAAGGAGGCUUUUUAGUAAAUUUUGAUGUUGGGAAAGGCUGGUAUUUCUUAUUUUUCAACAAUUUUUUGGUGCCACGCAGUUUUCAUAUUCCUUUCUUUUUAAUGUAUUUUAAACCCUGGUUAAGUGAGUCAGCUAUAAUUAGCGUUAAGAAAAAGCAUUUAUUUAUAUUUUUACUUUUGUCAUCUUCUGGAGGCUGUUGCAUAGAGGGAUAAAGCCAUUCCUGCCCAACCCUGAUAAAUGCUUCACUGGGGAAUUAACUGAGUAUGGAAACAACGCAGGGACUAAAAAGAUGCUGUUCAGCCUCCGUGGGAGGCUGAAAUUGAGAAAGGAAAUGGAGACAGACGGUCUGAGAAGAACGACUAAGACCUCAGAACAAAAAACGGCCAGUCCAGACAGCAAUGUAUAAGUUGUCAAACUGGCGCGAGGGAAUGACUCCCCACCUCUGACCUAGUGGACUUCCUGCACUAAGGAAGGGUACGGUGAGAGAGUUCCAGGGCAUGAAGGAGUGCCAUGCUGACCCCAUUCCCGCCCCUUCCAAAGUCCUUUGAGCGGCCGGAUGCUGCGGCGGAAACGGCGGGCAGCCUUGCGCAGACUUUCCGGUCAGUGAGACAGUCGGCUUCCGGUCAUGCCUUGGCCCUGCCCCGCCCCAGCCGCCGAAUCUGACGGCCUCCCAUUGGCUGUUUGGAGCUGAACUACAUUUCCCAGCAGGCCAUGGAGUUAGGGUGGCCGCACUUGGAGUGGUGCCAGUGCGUCGUGGAGGACUGCAGCCAGCUUACUGCUUUCUGUCUCCCAGGCACAGCCACAGAGAGGGCGCGGCUGCCGCCGGCUUGGCUUCUCUCCGCCCCUGAGAACUUCGCCGGCCAGCCACGAGCCUCGCUCUCUUAAAAGGAGACUGCUCGCUCUGAGCGGGGAGACCAGGCUUCCGCACCGGAAACAAGGCACCGGUCGUGACGCCACGGCUGCGGAGGCACCCGGCCUCCCAGAAGGCACCGCGUCAGGGUCGUCCUCCUCAACUGGCGGCGGCGCGCACGAAUAGUUGCCGGCGGUCCGUGGGGACACACCGAAGUGUGAGGGGAGGUCUUGGCCUCUGGCAUCUAGCUUUCCGGUCUCUCCCGGAGCCUGGCUUGGCUAUUUGGCAGAUUUCCUUCAGUAAGAGGUGGCUCCGGAAGCCCCCAGAAACCAGUGUGGUCUUUGGUUGCAAGGCAUGAUGACUGCAAAAGUAGUUCCUAUGCCUCCAAAGCCAAAGCAGUCCUUUAUACUAAGAGUUCCACCAGAUUCUAAGCUGGGCCAGGACCUACUUCGAGAUGCCACUAGUGGGCCCAAGACCAUCCACCAGCUAGUUCUGGAGCACUUCCUCACCUUCUUACCUAAGCCAAGCCUGGCCCAGCCCAGUCAGAAAGUCAAGGAGACUUUGGUUAUUAUGAAGGAUGUGAGCUCAAGCCUUCAGAACAGAGUGCAUCCUCAUCCUUUAGUGAAGCUUCUGCCCAGAGAAGGAGUCCAGCAGCAACAGGAGACACCUUCUCUGUGUUUGAAAGCUGACCUUGAGGAGUUGGCGGUCUUUGAGGAUUUGAAUGUAUUUCACUCCCAAGAAGAAUGUGUGAGCCUGGAUCCUGCUCAACAGUCUACCUCAGAGAAGGAAGACAGUGACGUUGGGGAGAUGACAUUACUGGCAGUCAAUGACAGUAAUCCUGGGAGUGAUGAACUUAAGGAACUAGUGGAGAAUGAAGAGAGUAAAGAAAAGUCUUUAGAUUGUGAUGAAAUGGAUUGUUCCUUGGUCUCUGAGCAACCUCCAGAUUGCCAGGAAGAAGAAAAACUAAAUACAUCUGUUCCAAAGAAAAGGAAAAUGAGAAAUCUUUUAGUUACCAUUGAAAAUGAUACCCCACUAGAGGAACUCUCAAAAUAUGUGGACAUCAAUGUUAUUGCACUUACUCAAAAUCGGAGAACAAGGAGAUGGUAUACUUGUCCAUUGUGUGGGAAACAAUUUAAUGAAAGUUCUUACCUUAUUUCCCACCAGAGGACUCAUACUGGAGAAAAACCAUAUGACUGUAGUCACUGUGGGAGAAGCUUCAACCAUAAAACAAACCUCAAUAAACAUGAGCGAAUCCAUACAGGAGAGAAACCUUAUUCCUGUUCUCAGUGUGGGAAAAACUUUCGUCAAAAUUCUCAUCGGAGUCGCCAUGAAGGAAUCCACAUAAGGGAGAAGAUAUUUAAGUGUCCAGAAUGUGGGAAAACCUUCCCCCAAAAUGAAGAAUUUGUGCUUCAUCUGCAGAGUCAUGAGGCUGAGAGGCCAUAUGGUUGCAAAAAAUGUGGGAGAAGAUUUGGUCGGUUGUCAAACUGUACCCGGCAUGAGAAAACCCACUCAGCAUGUAAGACUCGAAAGCAGAAAUGAUGUUAGGACACGUCUUAUGGUCCUAUCUGGACAUGAAAAGUUUCAUAAGGAAUUCUGAAUUCCCAGGCUGCCUAAAAAGAUACAGACAUGUGAAAACCUCAUUAUUGCCAAAAUUGGAUAAAUACCAAUCUUGGCUGAAACCUCAACUUGUUAGAAAAUUCACAGGGAAGGAAACAUCUUUAAGGGCUAUACCUCAGUUAGCAUCUAGGCUUUUUGAACUAAGGAACUAUCUUUUGUGAAGCACGAGAAUGUAUAGAUCACAGAUCCCUAUCCCAAAAAAGACUUUUAAUAUGAGCGUGGAGUCUGUUUACUUGCAAGCUGAACAGAGUGACUCAUGUCUAUUGAAAGUAUAUCCAUUUCCCCUUCCUCCAUGGGAAUUCAUACUUGAAAAGUAAUCAAAGGUCCUUAUCUGUAACUGUGUUUGCCUGAAAAAACCAAACUACUGAUUUGUUAAGCCAACAGCUUCUGAUAGCAAUUCAUAUAACCCUCUUAGAACACCUGUUAAGUCUUGAGUGUUGAAAGGAAUUGUUUACUUUAGAAUACAGGAAAACUACAGCAAUUGAAUGUCUCACUUUUAUUCCUAUGUGAUCUAACCUAAUGAUAAAUUUCAAUAACAUUUGCAAUUUGUGGUGAAAAUUGACUGCUUUACAGAAAUCCUUUCCACAACAUAAUUUAAAGGUGUCUGCUGUUCUUACUGUUUUGUUCAGCUGUUAAUUUCUCAAACGACUGUGUCAUGCCUCUCCCUUGUAGAAGGAAGUUUGGCCCAUCCAGCCCCACUACUAGAAAAGCUCUUCACAAUCUUGUCCCUCUGUUGAGCCUGGAUCUCAUGUGCUGGGAAGGAAACCCAAAGAGCCUGGAGAGGAGGGGCAGACCUACAGGCAGGAAAAAGUUGGCUUGCAUCCAUGUCUGGUCAAUAACCUACACCAUAUGCUUCAGUCUCCCCUUACAGAGUCAUCAGACCUUUGGCAAUGAGGUGGUCACUACCUCACAAGGUCUCUAGUGGUUAGAUCACGUCCUUUAAGAGACAGGAUUCCAAGUGUCUUCAUUGUAGUGGAUAUUUGUUGUCUUUGGCAUCCUGAUCCCCAGACCCUCCUGUACUCUGCCUAGAGGCAAGGCCAGCAGUGCUUUUAUGGAAUCAAUCCUGUGGCGUGAUUUAGGGAUUCUCGAUCAAUUUUUCUUGUUUUAGGUUUCCCAAAGUAUUUUGAUUGGAAUGUUGGAGUGGGUUAAUCCUAUAAACUAUUUCGGAAAAAUUAA
Microcebus murinus (gray mouse lemur) is the source of this 3864-nucleotide messenger RNA. It is a transcript of the gene ZNF200, whose product is annotated as zinc finger protein 200. Gene Ontology annotation, biological process: regulation of transcription by RNA polymerase II. NCBI's taxonomy places the organism in Eukaryota, Metazoa, Chordata, Mammalia, Primates, Cheirogaleidae. Gene Ontology annotation, molecular function: DNA-binding transcription factor activity, RNA polymerase II-specific; RNA polymerase II cis-regulatory region sequence-specific DNA binding. The record is from RefSeq and is a predicted model, not a curated record.